Cyprinus carpio (common carp) is the source of this 1799-nucleotide messenger RNA. RefSeq lists its product as uncharacterized. NCBI's taxonomy places the organism in Eukaryota, Metazoa, Chordata, Actinopteri, Cypriniformes, Cyprinidae. Gene Ontology annotation, biological process: biological process involved in interspecies interaction between organisms. Gene Ontology annotation, cellular component: external side of plasma membrane. Gene Ontology annotation, molecular function: D-mannose binding; fucose binding. The record is from RefSeq and is a predicted model, not a curated record.
AGUACUUUGUACUUUUACUUAAGUACUGUUUUGGCACCAGUACUUUUACUUGUAAUUGAGUAUUAUUUCAGCAACGUAACAAUACUUGUACUUAAGUACAAAUUUUCAGUACUCUUUCCACCACUGGAAAUAGGCCCCAGCUUAUCCUUUGUCAUUCAAAUUUAACUCCAGUUAUUUAUUUAUACCAUGUAAGUUAGAAUUGCACAAAAGUGACACCUACUGAGAAAACAUGAAUAUCUUGUUGCCACCCAUUUGUGUUUAAUAGCUGUAAACAGGACGUUAUCAUCUCACAAUCUCUAUUUUCUAUCAUAAUCCUCUCUGUCUUUUAAUGGCACAGUGUUGCAGAUUAAAAACAUUAUUUAUUCCUACACUUAAAAGUUCUGGUCACUUGUCAUCAAUACAUAGUCUGAGUUAGGCAUCUUUUAGGGUGUAAGAGUCCAUUUUUAUGGGCACAGGUUCCUCUUGUUGGAUAUUGUAGCUGUUAACAUGAUCACAGGAAAAACUCACACUGCUUUGACAACAUGAGGUUGAUUAUACAAUAUAUAUUUAUUCAUACAGUUAUGAGUCUACAGAGAGUUUUAGAAUGAGAAUGAAAGUCUAGAAUUUUCUGAGCCUGAACUAAUGAAACCACUUCCUGUGUAGGGUUUGCACUAUUUAAAAACACGUUACACAUUAUAAAGAUCACAUCACCUCAUCUGUGCACACAUACUGUACUCUACUGUAAGUAAGAAAAAAUAAUGGAAUCAGGGACCUUUUAUGUAUGCAGAAAUAUUAAUAACAGAUCUGGACCUCGAACACAGAGACACUGUCAGGAUGAGGGAAAAGCUCGAAAGCAAAGAGGAAGUAGAUGUUUGGUGUUGAUCACAGUGAGUCUUGCGCUCAUUUGUGUUCUUCUGCUGGUCUUCAUCAUACUGCAGCACAACACCAUCACAGCAGAGAGAGACCUGAUAAAGAGUUACAAGAACACAGUUGAAGAGUUCAAUCAAACUAUCAACAGCUUACAGAACAAAUACAAUGGUGUCAUGAUUGAAAAAGACCAACUGCAGAACAACUUCAAAUCUUUGAGUCAGAAGAAACUGGAGCUGGAGACCAGAGUCAAUAAUCUCACCGCUGAGAAAAGCCAGUUACAGAGCAACUUCAACUCUUUGAGUCAGAAGAAACUGGAGUUAGAUAAUGAGCUGAAGAAAGAAUCUAAACACAGGAAUCUGUGUGGUCCAGUUUGUUAUUUUAUAUCCAACGAGCUGAAGAGCUGGUCUGACAGCAGGCAGUACUGCAGGGAUCAAGGUGCUGAUCUGGUCAUUAUCAACACUGAAGAGAAGCAGAGACACAUAUCUUCAUUAGUCAGUGAGAGAGUGUGGAUCGGGUUGUCUGACAUAGAGAACGAGGGCAACAUGACAUGGGUGGAUAAUUCAGCAGUGAAUCAAGAAUUUUGGCUUGAAGAAGAGCCAAAUAAUGCAGGUGGAAAUGAAGACUGUAUUGAACUGAUGCCUUCAGAGACCAUCAAGAACUGGAAUGAUCUGCCAUGCUCAGAGAACAGAAAAGGGAUUUGUGAGAAAUACACUGUAAAAAAUUUCCUGUAGAAAUUACUGUAACUUACUGGCAGCAGUUUGCCAGCAACUUACUGUAAAUUAAACUUACAGUAAAAAUACGGUAUUCAUAUUUACAGUACCAUUUAACUUGCUGUAAAUUUAUUUACAAUAUAUUUUUUACUGUAAAACAAUGUUAUGUUCUUUCCUCCAUUGAUAUAUUUUAAUACAAUAAAAAUAUUACUUUACACUGUGAAAUUUACUGUAAUUUGU